Emiliania huxleyi CCMP1516 is the source of this 2018-nucleotide messenger RNA. RefSeq lists its product as hypothetical. Gene Ontology annotation, molecular function: calcium ion binding. Gene Ontology annotation, cellular component: endoplasmic reticulum membrane; endoplasmic reticulum. Lineage: Eukaryota; Haptophyta; Isochrysidales; Noelaerhabdaceae. The coding region runs from base 51 to 1670 and encodes 539 amino acids. The record is from RefSeq and is a predicted model, not a curated record. The transcript is spliced from 8 exons. Gene Ontology annotation, biological process: protein folding.
CGCUGCCGUGGCGCCUCUGUGUCGAGGCGCGCUGGCCCGCUCCGGUCGCGAUGACUACACGGUGCCUACUGCUCGUGGCCCUCUCGGCGCUCGCCUCCGCGGACGAGGAAAAGCCUUAUGAGGUACCGACUUCAAUCGACGGCGCCUUCUUCUUCGAGCCCUUCAUCAACACAGAGCGCUGGGUCCGCACGGAGGACGAAAACUACCAGGGCGAGCUGCAGCUCCAGAGCUACGGCGUCUUCCGCGGGAAAGCCGAGUUGCCGGACGCACUGCCGGCCGACCAGGGCCUCGAGCUCUCCUCGGCGGCGCGCAAGCACGGCAUCAGCACGGUCUUUGCGGAGCCGCUCCGCACCAAGGGCGUGGGGCUGGUCGUCCAGUUCGAGCUCCUCCUCAAGCAGCCUCUCCAGUGCGGAGGCGCCUACCUCAAGCUCCUCUCGGCCGACGAGGCGGUGCCGCCCGCGGCCCUCAACGGAGACACCGCGUACACGCUCAUGUUUGGGCCGGACAAGUGCGGAGCCGUGCACAAGACGCACUUCAUCCUGCGGCACAAGAGCCCCGUGGACGGUGCGAUCAAGGAGUGCCACCUCGUCGGCGAGACGGCGGCGCCGCCUCUCUCCGACAAGAAGCCGCACCUGUACACGGCGGUCAUCACGCCCGAGAGCGAGGUCAAGAUCCUCGUCGACGGCAAGGAGGUCCGGUCGGCCUCGCUGCUCGACGAGGCGGCGUUCUCCGCCCCAAUCAACCCGCCGAAGAAGGUCGACGACCCCGACGACUCCAAGCCCGCCGACUGGGUCGACGAGCCCCAGAUGCCCGACCCCGCCUCGGUCAAGCCGGACGACUGGGACGAGGAGGCGCCGCGCCUGAUCGAGGACCCGGCGGCGGAGAGGCCGGACACGUGGGAGCCCGACGAGCCGCUUCAGAUCCCAGACCCGACGGCGGAGGCGCCCGCCGACUGGGACUCCGACGAGGACGGGGAGUGGGAGGCGCCGCUGGUGCCCAACCCGAAGUGCAAGCCGUCGGGCUGCGGCGAGUGGAAGCGGCCGCAGGUCGCAAACCCGGCGUACAAGGGCAAGUGGGUGCAGGCCAAGAUCGACAACCCCGCCUACGUCGGCAAGUGGGCGCCGCGCCAGAUUGACAACCCCGCCUAUUACUACGACGCGGCGCCACACGACGUCAUGCCGAUCGGCGGCGUGGGGAUCGAGCUGUGGACGAUGCAGGACGGGAUCCUCUUCGACAACAUCCUGGUCGCCACUGAUCCGAGGGUGGCCGAGGAGGCGGCGGAGCGAACCUUCUCCGCGCGGAAGGCGGCUGCUGCUCGGCUCGAGCGCGGCGAUGGGUGGCUGGGCGCCGCGUCCUUCUACCUCAGCCUCGCGGCCGAGUACGCGCGCGAGAACGCGCUGCCCGUCGGGGUGGCGGUGUGCGCCGUGCUGGCGAGCAUCGUCCUGCUCUGCUGCUGCCGUGCGCCGGCGCGCGCAGCCGAGGCGGGUGGCGGCGGUGUGGAGGGCGAGGAAGAGGAGGGCGAGGGCGAGGAGGAGGACGGCGAGGAGGACGGCGAGGAGGCGGGCGAGGGCGACGAAGCGGCGGAAGAGGCGGCCGAGGCUGCAGAGGAAGAGAAGCCUGCGGCUAGCACCAGCACGGCCAGGCGGCGCACGCGCAAGGCGACCGACUAGGCUGUCGAGCGCUCCCUCUUUUCGCCCCUCUCGUCUCUCGCCGUGAUUAAUAGCGCCGACGACGGGGGGGGGGGGGAGAUUGGACCUCCGAUGGCCUUCAGGAGUCCAACGGCAGUGGAGGCUUGAGUGUUGAGACGAGGCGGCCGUGGGCCACACGCACACCUCUCACUUGUGGUUGUGCUGCCGUUACGGAAUGUAGGAUCGAGUCCGCCUGCGGCUGCGCCCUGACCUUUGUCCGUGUAGGAGGGCACGCCUCACAGUGCACACAGCCGCGCACCACACCAAACCACAGAGCACACCCACGACGAGUUGUGUGCGUGUCCAUAGUAUAUCUUCGAGGUAGGGGGU